CUCUAUUUUUAACAUGUAGUGCGUUAUUUAUCGAUCGCCGCUGCUAGUGAGAGAAACCGUUCGCGUUUUGUGGUGCACUCUCGGACAUUUUUUCUAUUUCGUUAUGUCGUUUUGUUGAAAAAACAGAUACAUGAACAUGAAAGUGCACACUAGGUCACGGAGAUGUCGGAAUAUAUAACAUUUUACUGAACGGGAACGAUCAUAAGUGACAUUUUAUUAAUUUCGUUACGGACGAUGGAAACGAAACUGUGUUGUGGACCCGCGGAGCCGAGGCCUGCAGCUUGUGUUGCGGCUUAACUAGGGACGCUUGCUGGGCAGCCGGUAAGAGACGCCGCCGUAUUCAGGAUGUUUGGUCGGCCGAGAGUUCGAGGGGAGAUGUGUGGUGACGAGCGGACAGUGUGUAGGGGCUCGCAAAGCCCGAACUUAUUUGAAACAAUGUCGCGGUCCAGGAGGAAAAGAUGGACAAACAUGAUGCCUGGAGCUUUGGUGCUAUAUUUGACUUUAUUGUGCAUAUUUCCAGGAAUAGCAAAAGCAGAUGACAGAGCAACUACAAAUGACAUAAACUUAUUUGUUGACGAAAAUCAACCGAAUGGAACUUACGUUGGUUCUGUCGCAGAGGAAGGUGCAACUAGCAACUCGUAUUCAUUUCUAUCUACUCCUCCAGAUGAAUUUCAUCUCAAUAGUACUACAGGAAUUAUCACCACAGCAGACGUCAUUGAUAGAGAGUUAUUACCCAAUGAUUUGUUCAUACUUCCAGUCGCAGUAGUAACAUCUUCUGGCACAAAUAUAGUGGAUAUUAAAAUAACAGUCAAUGACUUGAACGAUAACUCUCCAGUUUUCCCUCAAUCUGUUAUUAGUUUGUCAUUUUCUGAGAAUGCUCACAGUGGCAGUGUUCAGAUUCUUCCAUCAGCUAUGGAUGCAGAUAAAGACAGUAAUGGCUACAUCAGCACGUAUCUAAUUGAGAGCGUGAGUGGCGGUGGAGAUGAUGCCUUUUUGCUUCAAACUUUCCGUCCUCGUGAAGAUGCAGAGUACACAGUCUCACUUGUAACCAACUCACUUCUAGACAGGGAAACGGAGGACUUUUACAUCUUAAAUAUCUCUGCCACUGACAACAGCUCAACCCCUAGGACUGGUUAUCUCAUUGUCAAUGUCACCAUCACUGAUGUAAAUGAUAACUCUCCAAUUUUCACCCAAACAACCUACUUUGCUACUGUCAAUGAAAGCUCUGCAGCUGGAACAUCGGUAGUGCACCUCAACGCUACCGACAUUGAUCAAGGAUCGAAUGGUGACAUUGUGUACCGUCUGAAGAAUGAGCUAACGGACAAUUUUGCCUUGGAUCCUGAUACGGGAUGGAUCACUCUUCUGCGCCAGUUACCUUACGUUGCUAAUGGAUAUCUUUUUGAAGUCACAGCUACAGAUAAAGGAUCACCCUCCCAAUCAAGCUCUGCAUUUGUGAAUGUAAUGGUCGAGGAUGAAAAUGAUCACAGUCCUGUCAUUGAAGUGCUUAUUCCAGAGAUUGAAGCCAGUGGAGUUGCAAGCAUCAGUGAGACCAUGCUGCCGGGACCCCUUUUCAAUCUCAAAGCUAUAGAUGAGGAUAGGGAAGAAAAUGGAAGGGUUUCCAUGAGCAUCCACAGCGGCAAUGAUCGGAAUGACUUUUCAGGGACUUCUAUUUCAUUGCCAACUGGAGAUGUUUUCUUCCUCCUGCGGGUCUCUCCAUCUGCUAAUAUUGAUAGGGAGAUAAUAGCCUCCUACAACCUCACCUUUGCUGCCGAAGAUAUGGGAACACCACCUCGGAGAACUUACAGAUCCAUCAUCAUUUAUGUGGUGGAUGAGAAUGACCAUGCACCCAUGUUCCUUCAGGAGUCCUACCGCGCAGGCCUUUUGGAAUCGAUCCAGGUAGGCAGUUUCGUUAAAAGUGUGACUGCUACUGAUGCUGAUGAAGGUAUAAAUGCUGACAUUGUCUAUUCCAUAACUGGAGAUGAGUAUGGAUGGUUUCAGAUAGAUAAUGGGACUGGACUUGUGACAACGCGAGAAAAGCUGGAUCAUGAGACGGCAGCCCAGGUUACCCUGAUAAUAACAGCAUCUGAUCAAGGACUGGAACCCAUGGCAAACACCACCAUUCUUACCAUUGAUAUACAGGAUGUGAAUGAUGAGUAUCCUGUCUUUAACCAGAGCUCAUACAGUGAGACUGUAGAAGAGAACUCCCCUGCCAGGGAUCUGAUUCAAGUUCUUGCUACCGAUUUAGAUAAUGGGGUAAACGGAGAUGUAACCUACACUUUCAGCAGUGACCAGUAUUCGGGCAUGUUCAGUCUAGAUCCAGAGAGUGGAUUGCUGCAAAUAACAGUACCCCUAGAUCGUGAAGAACAAGAUUCCUAUGAACUUGAAAUCUUGGCAUCAGAUGGUGGUUCCCCUUCACUUCAGGCCACAGCUACUGUCACUAUUGCUGUAUUAGAUCAAAAUGACAACCCUCCACAGUUCUACCCUACAGAGUACUAUGCCAGUGUGAUAGAGAAUGGACCAGCUGGACUCUUUGUGACUGUGGUUUCAGCAACAGAUCUUGAUGUGGGUGUUAACGGAGCUGUCAUUUUCUCUCUGUCAGACUCAUCCAAAUUCCAGAUUGACAGCUAUUCCGGAAACGUUACCACACGAGAGUCACUGGACAGGGAACAGGAAUCUUCAUAUACCCUGACAGUAACUGCACAAGAUGGUAGUGGACAGGCUGCUGCUCAGUCUGCGACAAUUUUUGUUACUGUCACUGAUACACUGGACAAUCCACUUGAAUUUGAACUGAAUCCUUACAGGUUUCAACUGGAAGAGAAUCGUCCAAAUCGCACUGAAGUUGGAACUGUCCUAGCUACAAGUAUGGAUCUGAAUGUUGAAAUCACAUACGUGAUUGUAAAUGGUGAUCCAAAUGGACUGUUUGUGAUAGACUUCUAUUCUGGUGUUAUCAAGACGACGCUCUCAAUUGAUCGAGAAGCACAUGAAUCAGCUUCCUUUAGGUUGACUGUGUUAGCUGUUGAUGGGUCCCAGAAUGGACAGACUGUUGUUGAGAUCGAGAUAUUGGACAUUAAUGAUAAUGCACCAGUGUUUGCCCUUCCGGAAGAUCAGGUGGAUGUUGUUGAAAACUGGGCUGUUGGAAACAAGUUCUAUGCAGCACAAGUCACUGAUGCAGACAGUCCCCCAAACAAUGUGAUCCUGUAUGAUUUAUCUGUAAACUUUGAUGACCGUUUUGGCAUCAAUCAUACUUCUGGAGUGCUGUUCUUGAACAAGGAUCUGCAAAACUACCCAGAGAAGGAGUAUAAUCUGCAAAUCCAGGCAACGGACUAUGGUACCCCACCCCUGUCUUCCAGUAUGAACCUUCUCAUCACCGUGCGAGAUGUCAACAACAAUGCUCCUGUCUUCGUUGACUCCAUCAACACAACUCUGAGACUAACAGAAUCCAUACCUGUAAACAGCAUAGUCAUCCAUGCUUUGGCCACAGAUGCCGAUCAAGGUACCAACGGACUAAUCUCCUACCGCAUCACCAGUGGAAACACAGACAGCUUCGGGAUCUUCCCUGAUGGCAUGGUCUAUGUCAAGCGAGCAUUGGACAGGGAGCAAGUUGACCAGUAUGACCUGACCAUUGAAGCUACAGAUGGUGGUGUGCCAUCCAUGACAUCUACCCUUAUGCUGGAAAUCAUUGUCCUUGAUGAAAACGAUAACCGACCAUUCUUUGACAAUGCCACCUACAACUUCUACCUAUCAGAGGAAGAUGAUAUCGGUGCAGCUGUUGGCACGAUCCAUGCAGUUGACAAUGAUGUUGGUGGUAAUGGAGAACUUACCUACUCAUUCACAGCAAAUCAUACUCUGUUUACACUGAACUCUGUUACUGGUGCCAUAACAUCUAAAGUGAGCCUUGACCGUGAAAGCCUUGUUGAAGCUGGACAGCCAACUACCUUUUCUAUUCGUGUUCGAGUCCAUGAUAGUGGACAACCACAGCUUCAAGAUCAUGCUGAUGUGAACAUUCAUGUUGUGGAUAUUAAUGACAGCCCUCCUGUUUUCAACCGUGAGAGUUACCAGGCCUCGGUUUCAGAACUGGCACAGAAUGAAACGUUAAUCAUCAGAGUCAGUGCAACCGAUGAUGAUGUGGGAGAUAAUUCCUAUAUCCUCUACAGCAUUGUCAGUGGAAACGAAGAAAAACGAUUUCACAUAGAUCAUGUCCAUGGCCAGAUAGUCCUCAUUGCUCCCUUAGAUCGUGAAGUGACUGAAGGCUAUGUUCUGAGGGUAAAGGCACGUGAUGGAGGAAUUGUUCCACAAGAAUCAUUUGUAGAAGUAGAAAUCACAGUCCUGGAUGAGAAUGAUCACCGCCCCUCGUUUAGUGUAGAUUUGCAGCGAGAAAUUGAGGUUACAGAGUGUCUCCAAAUUGGUGAUACCAUUGGUGGUGUUCAAGCAACAGACAUGGAUAUCAAUAGCAAUGGACAGAUCUCUUACACAAUCACUGGAGGUAAUCUUGAUGGAGUGUUUGGAGUGAAUGCUAACUCUGGAGAAGUAUACCUUACAGGAUACCUUGAUCAUGAGGCAACAUCUCAGUACUCCUUGAACAUAACAGCUCGUGAUGGUGGCAGUCCUUCUCUUCAAGCUGUGGUGUCCAUGGUCAUAAAUAUCAGAGACUGCAAUGAUAACAGUCCUAUCUUUGCCUAUGUGGGAGUACCUGAAAUCGAUGAGGAAAAACCAGAAGGAUUUGAAGUUGUCAGAGUCAGUGCUUCUGAUUCAGAUUCUGGUGUCAACGGUGAAGUACGCUUUUCUAUCUCUAGUCAGCGACCUUCAGGAGACUUCUUUGCCAUAGACCCAGAGAGUGGCUGGAUCACUACCAAUAGUCGCAUUGAUAGAGAAUCUGAAAUUAUGGCAACAGAUCAAUUUAUCCUCACUGUCCAUGGCACUGACCUUGCUGUACCUGUGGAAAGCAGACGUACUGCCACUGUUGAUGUUGUCAUCUUUGUCAGAGACAUCAAUGACAAUGCACCAAGGUUUACUUCUCAGCAGGCAGCUGCCAUAUCCAGAAGCACAUCAGCCAAUACCAGAGUAACCACUGUGCAUGCUGAUGAUCCUGAUACUGGUGUCAACGGCCAGGUCACCUACACAUUAAUCUCUACUGGGGUGCCUUUUAGACUGGACCUGAUCACCGGUGAACUGACUCUGACACAACCGAUCCCCUCAUCAGCCAACAUCUAUUCCUUGGACAUCCGAGCUGACGAUGCUGGAAGCAACCCUCAGCAGCAAUCAACACCCUUCUCACUGGCCAUUAUCAUCUCAGAUGGCCAGAGCUCUAUUCUGAACUACGUCCAGAACACCUACACUGGAUCUGUACGUGAGAAUCAACCUGCAGGAACUGAAAUUGUAACUGUUGUGGCUCAGUAUUCUGAUGGCCGCUCUGCGACGGUGAGGUACUACGUUUCUGCCGUGACUGCAGGAGGGGUGGAUAAGGGAAGCCUGAUCAGGGCCAGCGUUACCAAUGGAAUUAUACGUACUGAUGCUGUCUUGGACCGUGAAGACCUGGGUGGAGGAUCGUCCCUGGUGGCAACUGUCUAUGCUGUGGAUACAAGUUCUUCAUCUUCUCAUGUCACAAGUGUGCAGGUAACUGUCAAUGUCCUUGAGGUUUGACGAGUCAAAAUAUUUCAUUUGAAUGGAUCUUUUACUUUGUUUCUUUUUGUUACCCAAAACGCUUGUUAUGACCCUCUUGUACUUUUUGUGGGAAAUUCUAGGACUGAGAAAGAAACAAUAUGACAAAGUGUUGAAAACAUGGCCCUUUUUUUUCCUUACCUACUUGAAAAGAUAAAUCAAAAGUAAAUUUAUUUUGAACUUUUUAUUUAACAUUUAAGCUGCUCAUCAAAUAGAUAAAAAAUAUCAUAACAUUUAUUUCUCUAUACACAUACAUUGAGUAACAUUUAUUUCCUUUUAAGUAUUCAACAAAGGCCUAAUUCAACCAGUCAACCUUUCAUUCUUGGGUAAUGAAGAAAGAAAAAAAAACACAUCAAAAUUACAAGGGGUAUGAAUAAUUUAGUUGUUAUCUGUAUAAUUUGCUUUUGGUUGCUAAUUUAACAGAAUCCUAGGGGGAAUAAGUGCAUACAAUGCAGGGCUGAUAUUUUUCUUUUAUUCAGUUUUCUAAUUUUGGCUCACAAUUCAUAUGUGGCUCGCACACGUCCAUGUAACGGCUA
Messenger RNA from Strongylocentrotus purpuratus (purple sea urchin), 6194 nucleotides. RefSeq names its product protocadherin Fat 4-like. Gene Ontology annotation, biological process: homophilic cell-cell adhesion. The record is from RefSeq and is a predicted model, not a curated record. Bases 346 to 5640 code for a protein of 1764 amino acids. Gene Ontology annotation, cellular component: plasma membrane; catenin complex. Gene Ontology annotation, molecular function: cadherin binding; calcium ion binding. Lineage: Eukaryota; Metazoa; Echinodermata; Echinoidea; Camarodonta; Strongylocentrotidae. The transcript has 3 exons.